AUGUCGGCGGACGAAUCCUCUUCCUACGCACCAAAGUCGCCGGAUCUCUCAGCGCUCUUCUCGGCAGCCCCCACGGACCAGCCCCCCGCCCCGCCGCCUGUCAACUCGGCCUACGUGCCACCCGACCCAGCUGUUGCUUCUCCCUCCUCUGCACAUCCCCACUACACUGAAAACAUCGCAUACAUUCCGGCGCACCACCGCCCCCAGCCCCAGCACCUGCAGCAGCAGCCCCAGCAGCAGCAGCGCCAGUUCUCGCAGCUCCCGCAGCAGCUCUCGCCAAGCUCGUACCCCAAUCAUAUAGCUGCAUACGGGCAUCACCAUCAGCCUCGAAGCUUUGAGCCGACGCCAUUGUAUGCGCAGCCGCACCCAGAGCAGCCAAACCACCCUCCCGUGACAGCCGAGCUUCACCACCUCCCGCACGCCACCGCUGUACCCGUUGGCGCCCCUCCGCAGCAGGCCCUGCACCUCCAGACACAAAUGCCUCCACGAAGGGCAGCAGCGGCCGCGGCCGUCAUCGAAGAACCCAUCAUCGAGCCGUCCCCCGUGCGGACAAAGUUCCCCACGGCCAGAAUAAAGCGGAUCAUGCAGGCCGACGAGGAGGUCGGCAAGGUCGCGCAGCAGACCCCCAUCGCCGUCGGCAAGGCCCUCGAGCUCUUCAUGGUCCAGCUCGUCAGCACGAGCGCCGACAUCGCCAAGGACAAGGGCUCCAAGCGCGUCACAGCGUCCAUGCUCAAGCAGGUCGUGGAGAGGGACGACCAGUGGGAUUUCCUGCGCGAGAUCGUCGGCAAGGUGGAGAACGAGAAGGAGGGCAAGCCCAAGCCGACCAAGGGCGAGAGCGAGAGCGACGAGGACGCGUUCGAGCCCAAGAAGAAAGGUCGGGGCGGUCGCAGGAAGAAGGGGUCGGUUUAA
Molecule: messenger RNA, 909 nt
Organism: Clonostachys solani
Lineage: Eukaryota; Fungi; Ascomycota; Sordariomycetes; Hypocreales; Bionectriaceae
Source: the annotation of a GenBank genome assembly